AUGGAUAUUCUUCGUCUUGCUGUGGCGACUCUGGUCUUGGCCUUACUACGUAUUUGUGCAGGUGCUCAGUACCUUAAUUUAACUGCUGUCUUUGUGUCCCUGAACGGAAAGGAUUCCCAGAGCUGUGGUACAGAUAUACAACCAUGUAGGUCCAUUGCUAAAGCAAUCCGUCAGGUGGCCUGGGGAGGACUCAUUUACCUCGAUGGCACUGGGACCGAGUGGAAACCUUAUCGAUGUAGCCUUGAAAUGGCGCAUGAGCAACAUCCGGGAACUGUUAUCCAGAAAAGUUUGAGAAUGGAGGGUUGGAGAGCCUUGCCACAUAUAUCAUGCUUCAAAGGUUUUCAUUUUAUAAAGAAGACAACUACGAGUCGGGUACUGGCCAUUGCUUUAUCUAGUAUUGCCUUCCGCCAAACGGCAUUGAUGUUUCAGGAUUGUGAAACCAUAACAAUUACUAACUGUUCUUUUGAAGACACGGCCAUUGCUUUGUAUGUUCAAAUAAGUAACAAUGUAAGAAUGCAGCUGAAUAUCCAGCGAUCUUCUUUCGUCAAGAACAACAUUUCAUGCGUAGAAAUUGUUUUGAUUAACAAUGCUCAAGACCAAGAUCACUUUGUGGACGUAAAUAUCAGCGAGACAAAGUUUAUGGAAAACGGGAUGCAGAAACGGUGGUUUGCAAGAGGUGUAGUGACAAUCCAGUCGCUAACCAUGCAGCCAACCAGCGUGCAUGUCCAAAUAUCUUGCUUGAACAUCGCAUCUGUCAAUAACGUUGGCUACUUUAUGAAUCUUGAUCUGCCAUCAGCCGUGACCAGCGAGGUAUAUAAUGAUGUCAGAUUGUUCAACAACACCCUUUCUGAUUUGGUCAAGACAUCCACUGGUAGAAAAACACAACACGUGGUGAACAGUUUGUGCAAUUCUAAUACAAGAAAAACGCGUGCUAAGUUCAGCAACGUAAGAUGUUCUCACAACCAUUUAUUGCGAUGUAUAAAGAUUCAUUCUGAGGAAGCCCAAGUGGAAAUUCGCAACUCGUCAUUCGUUGGUCAGCGUCUUCAAAAGGAAAGAGGGGGAGCGAUAUUUUUUAACUCAACAGCGCGCGGGUCUAUGGUCAUACUCAACACAAGGUUCCGCAGGAACAUAGCUAAGGGUGGUGGAGCUUUGUCUGCUCAUAGUAAAAACGGAAUCCUCAGUCUAAAAAUUACGAAUGUUAACUUCACUGAAUGUACCUCAGAAGGAAAUGUGACCGGAUGUGCUAUUUUGGUUGAAGUCAAUAUGGCAAAAAUUACCUUCAGAGAAAUCAGAAUGCAUAACUGCUUUGGCCUGUACGGUGAAUGCAACGUUAUCCAGCUUAUGUUAUUUGAUGGGGAAGUAAUUAUCGAGGAUUCUUCGUUGAAAAACAACACCCAAUCUAUAACUGGCGCUCUGAUGGUAACAAAUAUAGGUGGCCUCGUCAACGUCACUAUUUCUGGUUGCACAUUUCUUCACAACUUCGUGCAAAGCAACGUUGUUACAUGUUUCUCCCUUUAUCCAACAGCGGGGACAUUAACUAUGGCGAAAAGUGUUAUAUCUGGUCAAGAAAAAAGUGGCAUUAUGUCUGAUGCCAUAUUUGCAUCUUCGGAAUUUCAUAUUAAUCUGACAAACAUUGUAUUAACUUCACAUCGUCACGCACUCUUUAUAAACGGCUCGAUGCCAGAUGCAUAUUCUGAAGUCUACCCUUUACACGUGUCAGUCUAUAACUGCACCUUCCUCGAAAAUAUCCGUGAUAUGGUGGUAAAUUCACCCGACCCAAGUCAGGUGGAAUUAACAAUUAAGAACACCAUCUUCAGCAGCAGACAGAUCAUAUCGGGAUCAUUUGGUAUUUUUAUCUAUUUACCCUCGCAAAUACUCACAUUUUCGAAUGCUGUCAUAGAACUGGAUAACGUAACAUUUGAUUCGAAACCAUGCAAUCGGAUAAAUUUGCUAUUUCGAGGUCAAAAAUCGUUACACGUAAAAAAAUCUUCGUUUCUGAAUAGUGUCUGUUUGGACCGAUUCGGCCUGACUGAUAAUAGUCCCUACAGUGUUUCCGAUAUAUCAGCGGGCGCUAUAUCAAUCCUCUCAAUUUCUGAUGAAAAACUGAGUCCAGGAUGCGUUGAACCUGGAUCAAAGAGAGACAUUCAUCCGACCUGGCAAUAUGAAGCUCACGUGAGAUUUGAAGAUACCAUAUUCGAAGGCAAUGGAGGAUUAAUCACUGGUGCUGUAUACAUACGUAAUGCCAACACUACUUUCGAGAGAUGCAAUUUUCGAAAUAAUUUUGCUAUUGAUAAUUCCGGACAUGUUUAUUCUGCAUAUGGAACUGGGCAAGUGGAUUUCAAAGAUUGCAUAUUCUCUUCAACAAAAGUAAACAUGAAAAUAAGCAAUAUAACACUUCACAAAUCGACGUUCCUGCGGUCGGAAAGUGGAGGACCUAUAAAUCUGAAAAAUACAACUAUGGUGUCAUCUGCUGCCCGAAGGAAUUCCUAUCCAGUUCUAGACAUUUCCAAUGGAGGCUACGUAUACAUGGACGAUAGUUCGACCAUUCAGUGUGCUAUCGGAAGCCAACUUUUGUUGGAUAAUACGACACAUUUUGUAUAUACAGAACAAAACAACAGCGUUUGCAUAAUAAAUGUAACCGUUCUGAAGUACUCUUGCCAACUGUGUUCUCAGGGCUUUUAUAGUAUUCAAAAAGGAGUAUCAUAUGGCUUGAUUGUAAACGACACAGUAACUUGUCUACAAUGUCCUUUUGGUGCCAGUUGUAUUCAAAGGAACAUAGAUGCUAAGCCAAACUUUUGGGGUUAUCCAAUAUCCAGCGACCCACCAUCCCUGAGAUUCAUUGCUUGCCCAGAACAUUACUGCCAAAAAUCAACUUCAGAGAUAGGUUACAACAAUUGUCAGGGAAACAGAAGUGGCACUCUGUGUGGUAAAUGCACUCUAGGCUACAGUGAAAGUCUCUUUUCAACAGAGUGUCGUAUGAAUGAGNAAAAGGUUUAG
Orbicella faveolata is the source of this 2997-nucleotide messenger RNA. RefSeq lists its product as uncharacterized. NCBI's taxonomy places the organism in Eukaryota, Metazoa, Cnidaria, Anthozoa, Scleractinia, Merulinidae. The record is from RefSeq and is a predicted model, not a curated record.